AUGCCUCAAGAGGAGCUUCAAAAUGGCAACGCUACGGAGACUUCACCAUUGCUAUACAACGUCCAGCCCACAGACAGUUUAGCACCAGAAGGUCCGCUCCCAGCAUCUCAUCAUGUCAAUGGCAAUGGCACAUUCCACAAAGAUCUGGCCGCCGCCGAGGACGAUGACACUCUUGAACGCCAAGAGACCAACACUUCUAUCAAUCGACAGAAGCAGUACGAAGGCCUUCCCGAUGUCAAGAAGCGUAUGAAGUACAUCUUCCCGGCCGUGGUAGUCGGUGUCUUCCUUUCCGCGGCCGACCAAACCAUUAUCGUCAGCAGCUAUGGAAGCAUUGGUUCGGAGCUCAAUGCGUUGAGCAUGACUUCCUGGAUUGCUACCGCAUACUUUCUGACCUUGACUUCGUUUCAGCCAUUGUAUGGGAAGUUGUCUGACAUCUUCGGGAGGAAGGCGUGUCUGCUGUUUGGGUACACGGUCUUUGGCCUAGGAUGUCUUGGGUGUGGUCUUGCGCAGGAUAUCAAUCAGCUCAUUGCGGCGAGGGCCUUUGCCGGAAUUGGAGGAGGUGCCAUGACGACUGUUGUGAGUAUUCUGUUGAGCGAUGUUUGUACCUUAAGGGAGAGAGGGCAGUGGCAGGGAUAUGUAAACAUUGUGUUUGCUGCUGGUUCUAGUGCUGGCGCGCCGAUUGGAGGCAUCGCCGUAGACUACAUCGGCUGGCGAUGGGCAUUUCUAAUUCAAGUACCCCUCUGUGUGAUAGCAUUCCUGGCGGUCACCUUUGCACUCCACUUGCCGCAGCGUGAGCAAGCAGACUGGAGAAAGAGUCUACGACGGAUCGAUUUUCCCGGUGCUAUCAUCUUGCUCAGCGCUGUGUCAACUUUCUGCCUAGCACUGGACCGCGGCAGUAAUGUCAGCUGGACUGCACCGGUCGCCUACAUUCCGCUGGCAACCUCGAUACCACUAUUUAUCAUCUUCGUUUUAGUCGAGAUGAACCUCGCAGUCGAGCCGUUCGGACCAGGCCACAUCAUAUUUGACCGCACGAUGAUCGCUACCUACCUUUGCAACUUCUUCUCCAUGGCUGGAUGGUUGGCAGCGAUCUUCUACAUUCCACUUUACUUCCAGGUCGUGGAUCAUGUCACAGCCACUGGAGCCGGCCUUCGACUGAUCCCAGGUGUGAUUUUCGGCGUGCUUGGAAGUCUUCAUGCAGGUUACUACAUGCGACGAACCGGAAAAUACUACUGGCUUACUGUCAUCGUAUAUGCAGGCUUAGCCUUGGGGACUUUCACAAUAUUCCUGAUGAGUGGCAUUCUUUUGAAUAGCACUAUUGGCAUCGUCCUCGGAAUGUGCCUAGCUGGCUUCAGCAAUGGGAACGGCAUCACAACAACUUUGAUAGGAAUCAUCGCGAACGCUUCUCAUGAAGAUCAAGCUGUAGCUACAGCUUGUAGCUAUCUGUUCCGAUCUCUUGGAAGCGUCUUCGGCGUUUCCAUCUCCGCGACUGUAGCGAACCAGGCUUUGCGCAAGAGUCUUGCGAGUGAACUGCCACAACUAGGACUGCCGGAGGGCGAGGCAUUGGAUAUUGCGGAGAAGGUAAGACAGAGUCUCGCAUAUUUGAGACAGCUCGAUCCGAAGGUUAGGCACGUUGUCGAGAAUUGUUUCGCGAAAAGCACAAAUGCGGCCUUCGGAUUGCAAGUUGCGCUUGUACUGGGGGCAGCUAUUAGUGCUUGGUUCAUCAGGGACACGAGGCUAAGCAAGUAA
Messenger RNA from Fulvia fulva, 1746 nucleotides. RefSeq names its product Vacuolar membrane amino acid uptake transporter fnx2. Gene Ontology annotation, cellular component: fungal-type vacuole membrane. Gene Ontology annotation, molecular function: basic amino acid transmembrane transporter activity. The transcript has 2 exons. The coding region runs from base 1 to 1746 and encodes 581 amino acids. Gene Ontology annotation, biological process: basic amino acid transport; transmembrane transport. NCBI's taxonomy places the organism in Eukaryota, Fungi, Ascomycota, Dothideomycetes, Mycosphaerellales, Mycosphaerellaceae. The record is from RefSeq and is a predicted model, not a curated record.